AUGACUAUGCUGCACAAAGUCAUGGCUCUGAAGUGUGAUACGGAACUUUUACACUACCUCCGCCGCAUCAAGCAGGUCUGGUCCGAUCUUGUAUGUGGCAAUAAGGCUGCUAUGGGGAAGAUUGAUCAAGCGACAGUGAAGGCUUUAGAGCUGAAGGCACCACGAGUGUCGACAGCGGACGCGGAGUUCCUCCGCAUUCGAGUGCGCGGGGGGGAGGUUUUCAGCGCUUUUGACGACAGCGAGCGCGACAAUAUCUGGAGCCGCCUAAAGUGUGUUGAGGGCCUAAUUCCAUCUCUCGCGACCUUCUUCAAAGACAUCGGGUACUUGGAGCACCUCACCAACUGCGCCAAGCAGCUAAUGGGCGACAAUGUCCAGAUCUCUCAUGCCUUCAAGCAACUAUUCUCCCCUGUUAAUCAAGAGGACGGCCGCGUUCAGAUCAUGGAUGGCCAGGCUAAGAUUCAGGUCGCCGAGAAUGCGUUUGUGUACGAGCAGGGGACACGCGGAGACCAAGUCGAUCUCAGGUACCAGCAGAUCAUUGCGUAUGCCAUGCGGCACUUCGCGGAUAUGCCAAAGGAACCAGUGAAGGAGGGCCGCAUGAUGCAGCCUGCAGCGAUGGCCGUCCUCCGCCGCUUUGCUGACUUGGCAGACCAGCUGGGGUUUACCAGUACCAGGAUAAAGCAUUUACAGCAGUAUCCAGCUGCACGUGCCGAGCAAACCCCACCAUCGGACAUCCUCCCCUCGUUACGUCAGGAUCCAGAGCCGAAAUUCAACGAGGACCGGAAAUUUUGGUUUAUCAAUCACCUCCAUGAUGAGAGUGACCAGCAAGGCAAAGGCAUCACGAACUUCUUCGUCCGAAAACAAGUUUAUCUCGCCUUCUUUGGCUGGCCAACCUGGCGGCCUACUGGCCAGGGUGGUAGCCAUGGCAGCUCUCCAUCUCUCUCUCCUGUUUUAGACUCCGAAGAUUUACCUCGAGGUCCAAGCGCUGAUGCUCAGCAGCACACGAUGACGGGGGCCUUUUUGUCCCAGAAGCUGGUCCAAGCCAAACCCAUGCGGAAGGAAUGGGUGGUGGUGGACAGCCAGCCUAUGAACAGCUCAACGCCAGCCGAGAAUGAAAGGUGGAAGCGGAAGCUUCUGGAACAUAAAAAGCAAAGGGAAGCGUGGCUGGAGAGGGAGAGGCUGGAGAAGAAGAGGCUGGAGAAGGAGAGGCUGGAGAGGGAGAGGCUGGAUAUGGAGAGGUUGGUGAGAGAGCGACUGGAGAGAGAGAUAGACAUAAACCUUGUCAGAUGGGAGGACGAUACUUGGAAAUACCUAACACCACUUGCAGUCGAUGCAGAGGAUCCGUCUAACAUCGAACGGUUGGUUAACGAUUACAUGACAAGAGGAAUCAGGGCUUUCAACACAUAUCUGCGAAUGAUGAGCCCCGCGGAAUGCUUUCAGGUAGUCAUCAAUAAUAGGACACACACAAUCCUCCUAAUCGCAGAACACGAGCUUGCUAUUGAUGAUAGGAUGCAUGAAUCUGCAAAGAAUCUCCAUGCGGAGGCAACGAAGAGAGUCAUUGGUUUGAAACGCAAGGCCACCGAAGAUCUGUCUCACACUUACCACGCAUGGAAGAUGGUUGUCUGCACCGAUUGGAAUGAGCUACCGUAA
Messenger RNA from Pseudogymnoascus destructans, 1647 nucleotides. RefSeq lists its product as uncharacterized. The coding region runs from base 1 to 1647 and encodes 548 amino acids. The record is from RefSeq and is a predicted model, not a curated record. NCBI's taxonomy places the organism in Eukaryota, Fungi, Ascomycota, Leotiomycetes, Thelebolales, Thelebolaceae. The transcript is spliced from 4 exons.